This is a messenger RNA of Penicillium subrubescens, 819 nucleotides long. RefSeq lists its product as uncharacterized. The record is from RefSeq and is a predicted model, not a curated record. Gene Ontology annotation, molecular function: hydrolase activity, acting on ester bonds. Bases 1 to 819 code for a protein of 272 amino acids. The transcript is spliced from 5 exons. Lineage: Eukaryota; Fungi; Ascomycota; Eurotiomycetes; Eurotiales; Aspergillaceae.
AUGUCCCGAAAAUUGAUAUUCCCCACUCUCUGGAUAUUCCUCGGUCUAUCUGCUGCGCGUCCAGCAUCCACCCUUAUGGCGGAUGCAUCAUCAGCUAAUACCAAGUAUCUCAUCACAUUGUACCGGCGACUCUUAUUCCACAACCGGCUUCAGCAUUCAAGGAAGUUAUCCCUCAGCUACAAACCCUCUCGGCAAUCCAGAGCUUCCCGGCCAGACAUCAGACUGAGGCUAAAUUGCAUCGGCUUCUUGACUUCCCAGUACAACACCUCGCUCACAUUUUCUUUCAAUUUUACUGUGGGUGGAGCGACCACAGACUCCAACAUUGUUCCACCUUGGAACUUCUCUGUCCCCAGCCUCAUUGACCAGGUGAAACUCUUUAGCAACAGCAUCGCUUCUAAGCCGCUAUCCGCCCCCUGGGAUAGUUGCAACACCCUGGCCGGAAAUAAUGACCUUGGGGGUAGCUAUGCGCGAUCUGAUUUAGACACGCUCCUACUCCGUAUCAUGUAUAGUUACUUUGGCCAGCUACAGAUCUUAUAUAAUACAAGAAUCAGAUAUUUCAUCCUACUUGCUAUCCCUCCUAUGGAGAAAACACCAGUUGUUAUGGAAAGAGGCAGCGAAGCUAUUGCCCAAGAGACCGCUGCAAUUGAGAAAUAUAACAAUCUCCUUGCGGCUGCAGCCUCUGGCGCACCAAAUGCAACUUGCAUAAAUUGGGGUGGAACUGCCUGCCUCUGGCGCGAUGCCUAUCACCCUGGGGUCGCUAUUCAGAAUCUUACCGCCCAGCAUGUGCAAUCCGAGCUGGACGGCUGGUUCGAGCGUUAA